AUGCAAGUAGCUGUGCCACGCGGGGAGACGGGGACGAGGGCCGCUGUCCCGCACAUGGAGACUCACUUUGUCAAUGGCAUGGCCGGCGUGUGGAACGUCAUGGCGCAGCUUGUCAUCCACAUCUUCUUACUCGGGUCAUGGUGUUCCUUGGAGUCCACGGAGAGGUGCUCGCGCUGGGACGCAGGCAGCGAGCAGGUCUUGAGGAGCGACGACUGCGGCGACGAGGGCGCGAGUCAGAACAGCAUGUUGGUUUACCUGCAGCAGCGCGCAACAGCACUGAUGGCGUUGUCCAGCAUAUUUUGUGGCGGCCUUGGGGCCAUUUACUUCCACAUGGUGAAGGACGGCGUGGAGGGCAACGUCCAGGGCCAUUGGAAAACGAGGAGCCUCCCGCUGAUGUGGCUGAUCAUCGAGAUCGAGGUUUCAGUGUUUGGCCUGGCGCAGUCCUUCAUCUUCGGAGCCAUGCCGCUCUGGAUCGCCUGCCUACGCAUCAUCGGCGGCAUCAGGUUCACUCACUCAGUGGUUGGCAUGGUUGGGCGGAGUGAAGAGAGCGCAGCCCGGUCAUGUAGAGAGCUGUGA
Messenger RNA from Effrenium voratum, 576 nucleotides. NCBI's taxonomy places the organism in Eukaryota, Dinophyceae, Suessiales, Symbiodiniaceae. The record is from the annotation of a GenBank genome assembly.